Molecule: messenger RNA, 1515 nt
Organism: Beta vulgaris subsp. vulgaris (sugar beet)
Lineage: Eukaryota; Viridiplantae; Streptophyta; Magnoliopsida; Caryophyllales; Amaranthaceae
Exons: 4
Coding region: 356-1024 (222 amino acids)
Molecular function (GO): zinc ion binding
Source: RefSeq, a predicted model, not a curated record
AAAAUAAACCCAAAUCCAAUAAUCGGACUAUGAAUAAUUGAAUAUAUGAACUACUAAUUCAUAUUUUUCUCGUUUUGACCAUCAUGUUUUUGGUUUAGGAAGCGAAAAUUUCCUAAUCUCGUCUUAUAUGUUCCACCCGAUCAAUUUUCUUAACAAAAAAUUCAGCACAUAGAUUAUCAUAGAUAAAUGUAACAACAUAGCCACAAAUUUCAUCCAUGAUUGCCAAGCUAGGGUUUCUAAUUGUUUUCGACCUAUUAUGACAUUCUUUUCCCAAUUUUUGACCUAAUUUUUUUCGAAUUUGAGCGACAUUGUUGUAAUUUCGAAUUUCAAUGCUUUCUGGGAAUGUUCAACUGCGAUGUUGCUCUUCAUUUCCGCUUUUCGGACCAGAUUUUCAUCAUCUCUCGUUAAUUUUAACGCGCAGGAUCAUCAAGGAGGUUGGAUAUCUAAGUACUCUGUCACUGUGGUGGUUGGUGUUGCAGUUGCAACUUUUAUAUGGAGACACACCUGGAUAAGAUCUCACAGAAGGACGAAAAAUCGCAGGAUCCACGAUUUGCAUGAGGUUAGUGCUUCUGAGGAAGCAAGUACCGGUGAGAGUUCGGAGCUGCAAUGUUGCUGUGGGCUUCCUGCAAAAUUGAGGAUAUCAAAAACAUUGAGAAACCCUUAUAGGUUAUUUUAUAAUUGCCCCAAAAACGUGUAUAAUCAUCAAUGCGAAUAUUUCCAUUGGUCUGAUGAAUUAUCAGCUAGUGUAGAAAGAACUAGAAGAGAAAUUAGUUUCCUGCGGAAUGAGUGUAUUCGGCUACAUAAGAAAAUUGCUUAUGUUCAGUCUCGACGAGAAAAUGACAGUGGUUUGUGGGAGAGGGAAAGAUCAGAGCUAAGGGAAAAGGUAACAUCCCUUCAAGCAGAGCUAGAUGAUAUCAAGAGAGGAGUUCAGUACUUAUACGACUUGGAUAAUAUGCCUCCUGUUGAUGAUUCAUAUGUCAUGAAUGAGGAGAAUGAUGGAGCAAUUGAUAUAGAAAUUAUAUAGAAAAAUUGGGAGAGAUCAGUAUUCUUGUCCAUCUAAUGUAUAAGAGUUGGGCUAUCUAGCAAACAGUUUGACAGCAAAACCAGUGAUGCAAUUAUCCAUUUGCCCUUUCCCCAUAACCCAUUUUUUCCCUUCUGCUUGAGCUAACAAGGGUAAGUGGAUAAUUGGAGUUGCUUGCUUGCUUGCUACCAAACUAUUAGCUAAAUACAGUUUCAUUUGUUUCUGAUGGCAAACCGGCAAACCGUUUAGCCAUUCACUUUCUCUGUUAUCUGAGAGGAGAAUGUUUUAUAGUCCCGCGUCUUUGAACGGAAGUUUUUAUGUUGUAUUCUGGUGAUGAGAAGUGUUUUAACCCUUGAGGAUAGGAUUACCAGUUUUGUAGGUUCGCACUAAUUUCAUCCCCAUGUACAUAGUUCACACAAAAACGAAGUGAUCUACUGUAGUGGACUGCCGUGUUCUUGUAUUGCAUAAUCAAAUAGUUGAAAGAAUGUUUGUAA